This is a messenger RNA of Seriola dumerili (greater amberjack), 1241 nucleotides long. It is a transcript of the gene snapc3, whose product is annotated as small nuclear RNA activating complex polypeptide 3. Gene Ontology annotation, biological process: snRNA transcription by RNA polymerase II; snRNA transcription by RNA polymerase III. Lineage: Eukaryota; Metazoa; Chordata; Actinopteri; Carangiformes; Carangidae. The record is from RefSeq and is a predicted model, not a curated record. The transcript has 9 exons. Bases 1 to 1149 code for a protein of 382 amino acids. Gene Ontology annotation, cellular component: snRNA-activating protein complex. Gene Ontology annotation, molecular function: RNA polymerase III type 3 promoter sequence-specific DNA binding; bent DNA binding; core promoter sequence-specific DNA binding.
AUGGCGGCGUCGGGUCCCUCCGCGGACGGCAACACCAACAUCCCAGAUUAUGAAUACACUGAUGUGAACACCACAGCUUUUCACAUCGGCUCGUUCAGAAACGAGUGGCUGAGCAGACUGAAGGCGGAAGACUGCUCCUACCAGCAGGAGGACGACGACGCGUUCGAUGCUAACUUUGCUAAAGAGAUGGGGGUCGCUGCGGAGACCAUGACCGAACUGAAAUCCAUCUGCAGUCUCGAUUCACUCCGUUGCCAUCCUGAGGAUGAGCAGCCUGAUACAGAAGUUGUACCUCCAGACCCGACACUUAAAACACUAGUACAAAGGAAAAAGAAACAAGAUUACAGAGCUUCUCUGAAAGUCACUAAGAAUAGACAUGACCUCUACGCAGAUGAACUGGAGCGUUUAACUGUUGGCAGAAGACCAGAAGAAGUGGCUGACUUGGUCCCGGAAGGAGAAGUCAUUCUAACCAUCAACAUCUACUACCCUGCCAUUUUUGAGAAAUUUAACUACAUCAGACCCCACAUGACUCUGCUGAUGACAGGCUCCCACAGCUUGGCAGAGCUCAGGGAUGCUAUUUGCUGUGUCAGCGACUUGCAAGUGUGCGGCGAGUUCAGCAACACGCCGGACAUUGCUCCAGACUUCAUCAGCAAAGAUCAUUACAAGUCAGCUUUCUUCUUCUUCGAAGGAGUUUUCUACAAUGACAUGCGAUUCCAAGAGUGUCAAGACAUCAGCAUGACUGUGAUUGAAUGGGCAAAGGCCCGCAACUUCCCACCCCACAGCCAGGCAAAGAUGGAGGACACACAGUUUGUGGAUCUGAAGGUAAAAGUGGGCUUUCCUUACCUCUACUGUCAUCAGGGAGACUGCGAGCAUCUCGUCAUCAUCACAGACGUCAGACUCGCCCACAGGAACGACUGCCUGGACAAGAAGCUUUACCCACUUCUCACUCACAAGCACAGGGUCACCACCCAGAAGUGUGCAGUUUGCCAUGUCUUCAUUGGCAGAUGGUUCACUACCAACGACCAGUUUGCUCCGAGUGAACCGUGUCUGUUCUGUGACAAGUGUUUCCGCAUGCUUCACUACGACUCUGAGGGCAACAAGCUGGGGGAUUUUCUGGCCUAUCCCUAUGUGGACCGCGGUGCCUUCAACUGAAGCUUUUCUUUAGUGAACGGCUCAGAUUACUGAUUUAAUGCUGUAUAAUACAGUUAAAUAUCUUCGUAUUUCAGAAAGAAAUGUUUUAAGAU